UGGGCGAUAUGUCUCUCGCAGAAAAUCUGUGCGGCCGAGCGCUGGAAGCCGGGGGUUGUGUGUUAGCCCUCGCAGGGAGGGAUGUGACAGGUUGAAAGGCUGCGAUAUCUGCUGAAAAAAAUAGUUCCACACUGUGUGUACAAUAUUACUUUUCUUCCUUGUCAAGAAAUGGUAGCACAAAAACGGAAAGUGCCCUCGAGCCCGGCGAAUGCGCAGCGAGGGUCAGUUCGGACAAAAAAUGGCACAACAGGAGGUGGACCUUCAGCCAAAAAGAAACGCUUGGAAGAAAAGGUGAUAUCGCCUCAACUAAGGUUAACAAAGCAGUCAGCUGCUCAACCACGCAAGGCAUCCAGUAAUAAACGAGCUUCAAAAUCACUAAGAACAGCUGUCAAAGUGAACAGAUUGUCAUCAAAGUCAACCACAAAGCUAAAGGUCACUAAAAACAAUGAAAAGGUAGUUCCUUUGAAGAAAUAUACCAAACAUUUAUUGAAAAAUAGCAUAUCAUUAAAAUCUUCACACCAGAAGAAAUCCAUUCUGUCUCCAAUAUCCAAGAAAAAUUCUGGUAAAGUAAUGGCUAAAAGAAAAUCCACACAAAAACAGAAUAAUGCUAAAAUUGUGCAUAAACAAAUCCCGGUGAAGGUGUCACAGAAGUCAGUUCAGAGGAAUAGAACUUCUCAGUCACGACUUGCACAUAAAAGCUUGCCUAAUUCCAAAAAGACUAGCUCUAAGAAGAGUUUAAAAAUGUCAUCACGCAAUUCGCGGACAAAAGCUCCUCAAAAAAUAAGUAAACCAUUAUCAAAAAAAAGUGAGAAAAACUCUUUAAGAGCCACCAUAAAGAAAUCUCAUCAGAGUAAGAAAACUGUGAAGGUUCAAUCUAAGUCUACUGUGAAUGUAUCUAGAAUGAAACCUGCAAAGAAGGAUACAAAAUCUUUGUCAGUAACUGUGAGAACCUCCAAGAAGCAACUUGUCAAAAAAACAGCUAAAAAAGUGACAUGCAAGGGUAAUCAUACUAAACAACUUCCCUCUUUUAAAGAUAAUAGUAUUGUGGGGAAAAAUGUUUCUUCAAAGAAAAUUUCUGAGAAAAUACAAAGUAGUGUAAAGUCGGUAAAGAAUCUUCAACAAAAAAAGAUGGUGAGAUCGGAGAGAUUACGUUAUCGCCUUGCAAGUGAGGAUAACUUUGAAGCUGAUGCUGCAAGACCUCAAACCAAGUUGAUCCAGAAUCAUUCAAAAGAGAACAUUCAACAGGCAGUGAACUCUGGUUUGAAGUCUGGGGCUAAGCAAAUGUUGAAUAAAGGACAGACCAGGUGUUCUCAGAGACUGAAUCUGAACCCAUCUUUAUCAACGAGAUCUUUUGUUUCCACUGAUAGUGCAUCUAGUGUGGUUCCUACUCAAAAGAAAACGCGUAAAAGGACAUUUAGUGACUUGUAUCCUGAAAGUCCUGAGAAUAAAUGUCCUUUGAAAAAAAUGCUGAAAGUAAACAGUAAGCUUGGAAGAACUAAGCAGAAGAACAUUACAAAAUCUCCAAAAAAGGCUUCAGAAAUUAAAGAAAAAGGACAUCGUAAAAUUAGGAGAAGAACUCCAGUUACUACUACUGCCAAAAAACAAGACUCCAAUGGUAUAGGACCAAUGGCAUGUGAAAGAAAAAGUGAACAGGGAAUACUAAAAAAUAUUCCUAAUAGUAAAACUUCAGUAGUUUUAGAAUCUUCCCAAGAGCAGAUUAAAACUGGUCAGCCUGUUUCUCAUUCCAAAACAAAGAUCAAAAAAACAGCUUCAUGUGUAACAUUGGAAAGCAGUGCAAAAUUGAAAGGUCUGGUUCAAAACUUGACAAAGGCAACAAAUUGUAGUGUCAAAGCUAUGAAAGGAAAAACUGGAGUAGAAACAUCAACUGAAAAGAAACAAAAAAAAGUUUUAAAUAAUAGUACAGAAGAUAAGAAAAAGAUAAAUGUAUCUAUUAAAGAACAACGUUCAAAGCAGCCUCAAACAGUUCAUAAAGCAAAUAAAAGUACAAUCUCUAAUCCUAAAUCAGUAAUGGAAAUUCCAUGUCUGCCAACUGAUGAUAAUGCCAAAUGUAAGCGACAAAGUAUUCUUGAGUUGUGUGAGGAAAUUGCAGAAGAGAUAGCUUCGGACACUCUUGAUCUUUCAGUGAAAGAGGAGUCUACAAAGAUGGAAGAUAAAAGUAUCCCAAAAGAACCAGAAAGCAGAACGCCUGAAGAUACUAAGAGAAAACAGCGAGCAAAACCUAUUUAUUCUAGCCUCAACAGAUUCCAGUUUUCAGGCCAAAAAUCUAUAAAACGUAAAUCAUUUGAGCAUCAUAAAUCUGUAGCUUCAAAGUAUACUACACAGAAAGGAGGGAACAGUUGGACUAAAAUUAAACAAAUUAAAACGGAUCAAAAGACAUUAACUGCCAUCAAACUAAGAAAUUUACAGGUUAAACAAGCAGUUUCACAAGUAGUAGUUCAAACAAUUAAGAUAAAGAAAGAGAAAUUGUCAAAUGGAGUAUCUGUACAGACCAAAGAAGAAGAUGGCACUGCACAUGACCAGCACAAAGCAGACACCACUGUUUCUCAUUUGGAAGUUGGAAAAGACUUUAAUAAUGGCCUAAGGUCAACAGAAAACAGUACACCUGAAAAUGAUAAACUAGUGAAAUUGUGUGAUGAAAAAGAGGACGAGAUGGAGGUGUCAAAAGUGGAGACUGAAUCUGAAGCAGAUGAGAGUUUUAGAUUACACUUAGAAUCAAGUCCUGAAUGUAGUCCAGAAAAAUACACUUCUACAACAUUAUCGCUAAAACCUGUUAAAGAGCAAGUGGAGAGUGAGUCAGGGUCAUUGCUGAAGGAAACUGUACGGACUCUCUUCAGUAAUCCAGAUUCCUCGGAAGUGAAUAAUGAAAGUGUAUCUUUGUCUAAUCAGCUAACCAUAGCGAAGAACACAACAAUUCCCCUUGAAUUUUCUGUACAAAAAGAGGCCAAACUAUCAGACAAUGCAGAUGGAGGUGGGCUUCAACAAACAAUCCUUGAUUCUGGGCAGAAAAGGAUUGGAGCAAUUUCUUGCACUACAUGUGGAAUGCUUUAUGCAGCUUCUAUCCCAGAAGAUGAAGCUCAGCACUUUAAGUUUCAUAAACACUUUAUUAGUGCUGUAAAAUAUGUGGGUUGGAAGAAGGAGAGAAUUUUAGGUGAAUAUCCUGAUGGUAAAAUAAUAAUGGUUCUUCCUGAUGAUCCAAAAUAUGCCCUUAAAAAGGUUGAGGAAAUUCGAGAGAUGGUUGAUAAUGACCUCGGGUUUCAGCAGGCAGAACUUAAGUGUCCAUCCAGAACAAAAACUCUUCUCUUCAUUUCUAAUGAUCGGAAAAUAGUUGGCUGUUUAAUUGCAGAACACAUACAGCGGGGCUUCAGGGUUAUAGAAGAUAAAGCUACUCAACAGUCACCAAAUGAUGCAAUUAUGCUUGAACGUCAGCGAGCAUGGUGCUGUUCAACCAAUCCAGAACCUGCAAUUUGUGGAAUAAGUAGGGUUUGGGUCUUCAGUAUGAUGCGACGAAAGGCAAUUGCUACAAGAAUGACCGACUGCCUUAGGAGUAAUUUUGUAUAUGGCUCCUAUUUGAGCAAAGACGAGAUUGCGUUCUCAGAUCCUACUCCGGAUGGUAAACUCUUUGCAACCCAAUAUUGUGGAACACCCAGAUUCCUGGUGUACAACUUUGUCAGUUAACCUCACAAGAAACCUCUCAACUACCAGUGAAGAUCUUUUUUCAUACAGCCUUAGACAAUUUGUAUAAUUGUACAUGAACCUUCAUAAAUUGACACAUAGUUUCAGGGGCUGGAUAGUAGGAACUGUACUGCUUUUUUAUUAUUGUGAGCUCAGGACUGAUGACAACCAAGUGGUUGAUAAUAUAGUUAAAAAACUGGAAUGGAUGCAGUAGCGUUUGAUCUUGAUUUGUAUUUUAAAGUCAAAAUAGUUUUUUUUUCCCAGAAAAGCAUGCACCAUUAUUUAGUUCAGUCAUGCUCACGGAUACUUGGAUGUUUUACAUAAAAAACAUUAAACUUCUGUAAAUAUGCUCUAAAACUGAGAAACUGAGUUUUCUAAAUCUGCUCUGUGGCCUUCUUGGUCUGUAUAAAAGACAAGCAGCUUGGUCUAUGUAUAUACUGUACAGUGAGCAAGCAGCUUUGAAUAUGAUAUCUGAAUUAUUGUGAAAGGUGCCUGUAAAUUUCCUAGUUUCUGUUUCAGGGAUAUCAGGCUACCAUACUAAAGACUAAACAUCUUGAGGUUGUCUGAUCAGUUGCAUAUGUUAUUGAACUGUUUAAAAACAAAAUUGUCAUUGUUUUUAAUUUUGCUCUGGGAAUAUACAGUUGUCAGUACAAAAUGUAAUACCUCAUUUAAUAUUAACGUUGAACCACUGCAAUAUUUGGUGUCCAAGAUUACAGUUGACACCUGUAUUAAUGAUGACUCUUGGUUUUCAAAAGGUUUGUUAACUUUACCUUAAGAGUAGCUUAUAUAAAUUUAAUAACUGUGCCUUUUUCACUGUAGGUCACAAUUUCAGAUUGAAUGCAAUGGUUUUAACCUGUUUAAAUAGGGUAGUUCUAGAAAAUUACAGCUUUAUUUUAAAACUUAAGAGCAGAUCAGUACAUUACAAGGAUCAGUAAGCACACUAUUCCUGACGAUAUAAACAUGGAUUCAAAAGUUGUUACCAGCUUGCAUGGUAAAUACUGUAGCGAAUUUUAUUUAAGAUUUCCACACUACUUGCCAUUGCCUUUAAAAAUUCAACCUGUUUCUUGAUUUUUCUGAGUUCAAUAAAUUGAAUUAUGAGUAGUUUACCUUUACAAGAACUAGACAGCCCUGAAACAAAUAUUUGAAGUUAAUUUAUACUUUAACAAAUCAACAAGAGAUCUCACAUGUCAACAACUGAGCCUGAUUAAUUUGCUUCUUAUACAUGUUGAGAUCACUUGUUAGCUUAAAGUCCAAAACUGAAAACCUAAAACCUUUUCUCCCAUGAGGAGCAAAAUUGAGGAUUGUUGUAUGAUUUGUUUGAUUUUUGUAUUCCCGGAUCUGAUGAGCUUGCUACUUUUUGAAUACAUCUUAAAACCUUUUCAGCAAUGUUCAUACUGAUGCUGAGUAUUAGUUGGUAUUGUGCUAUAAGUUGAUUGAGCCAUAGUAAUGUACAUUGCUUUAAUCUGCAGAAUUCCAAGAUAUUGAUGACUCCUGGACUGUUUAUGUUUUCUCAGCCUGGGUCGUAUGGGGAUAUGAAGUGAAAUGUUCUUUUGCCUAAAAUUUAAAUGUUUUUUAUUAACUGGUUAUGACUAAGGUAUUAAAUUAAAAAUAUUGUUUUGGUAAGUGGCUUGUAGUUUGAUUUUGUUUUUUAAUGGGAUGGUAUUGAAGUGGAAGUUAGUUGUGUGUGUGUGUGUGUGUGUAAAACUUGGAAUGCAGGUAAUAUUUUAUUGCUAAAUGUUUUUAAUAUUGGUUACUUUUUAAAUUAAAAGUACUUAAACUAUUCACAGCAUAAAAAAAUCAAAAGAUGCAGUGAAUUCCAUUUAGCAACAACUGCAGAAUGUAUAGAGCAGAAUUUCAGCCCAGUGUUCUGUUCAUGCACUGGAGUUCAGAAAAAUUAUUAUUUAUCUCUGAUAACAAUUACUUGUAAAUAGUUAUAAAAUUGUCAUGUUGCAAUGUAGAAAAUUGGUAGGAUCUGGAAGAUGUAAUCUUAACAUCUCACUAUCCCCUUGUGCAUUAUUUUCUAGUGUUUGGCUGUUCCCAAAGUGGUAAUUGGAUUUGUACCAUAAUGGUGCAUUUUGUUUUUAAUAUUCCAGUUAAAUACUGGUAAAUGCCAUGUUGCCUGAGGAUGCGUGCUGUUAUCAGCAUUGCUGCUGGUUCUUAAGCCCAUCACACCUACUGAGGCAUUUGCCGCCGACAGCAGCUCGCCAUAGUCCUCUGUCCUAAACAAGUAUUUCAAGGCCAGGUGCUGCCCAUCUUCUAGGCAAAGAUUCUUCCUCUCUAAAGGAUGAGGUUUUUGGAGCUUCUGUUGGCGUUUGUCACACUGGAUUUUUAUGGCACAAUGUUGCUAGCUCCAUGCCAAUGUCAUCCUUUCACAGCCAAGUUUGGGACUGUUCAUGACUGAGUUAUCAACAUUGCUUCCAAACUAUAAAAUGGCUCUCUGCAACUCAGGCAUAUGGUAUGAAUCUUAACGAUAAAUGUGCACAUACCAGUUUUGAUUUGCUUUAACUGGGAGAAGACUAAAAUUGUAAAUGUGAUGCUGUUAUUCGCUCUGACUCUAUUUGCACUAAAUUUUAAAUGGACCAAAUACAACUGGUUAAAAUUAACCUUUUACUUGUAUAUUAAUUCUGAAUUGUUCAUAAUUAAAUCCAUAUGAGCAGACUUGGUUGCAUUUAAAUGAUUGCUUAAUGAUUUUGAGAAACCAUGAUUUUACAGAACAAUGCACAAAUGUGAAUGUGUAGACAUACAGUAAUACUUGACAAACUUUGCAAAUAAGAUACCCACAAUUUAAUUUAAUUAAUACAUUGACUUUUGUAUCUUUUGUAGAACUAGUUUUUGCAUUCCAAAUGUGAAAAUUUGGAAUUCUUAUGUUUUACUUAAUAGCAAUCUUUGUGUGCAUUAUUUUCAUGGUGAGUAUUAUCUUGUAAUUUGAUCAUAGAUCUGGUCUUUUUUUCCCAAGUGGGAGACUAUUAAUAUAUCCCAUUUGGAAGACUUACCGUGCAAUGUAAUUGGGAAAAUGUUCUGGACUAUAAAUUACAAAUUACUUUGUACAAUAAAUUUGAU
Mobula hypostoma (lesser devil ray) is the source of this 6753-nucleotide messenger RNA. RefSeq names its product N-acetyltransferase ESCO1-like. The coding region runs from base 169 to 3696 and encodes 1175 amino acids. Gene Ontology annotation, cellular component: chromatin; nucleus. NCBI's taxonomy places the organism in Eukaryota, Metazoa, Chordata, Chondrichthyes, Myliobatiformes, Myliobatidae. Gene Ontology annotation, biological process: mitotic sister chromatid cohesion. The transcript is spliced from 10 exons. The record is from RefSeq and is a predicted model, not a curated record. Gene Ontology annotation, molecular function: protein-lysine-acetyltransferase activity.